AUGAAUGCCUACGACGAGGCCCUGUCCAAAGUGCUAGACCAUUUGCUGGCCAUGAAAAACUGCGAGGUGGUGGACGAAGUUCUGCGUCAGUCCAUGCUGGCACUUUUGCGGGACAGAUUCCGUGAGAUUGCCAAUCGGACCACCAACUGGUCCAAUCACGCGGGCCGCACCGAGCCCUGCUACUUUGAUGUGGAGGCAACCUUUGACCGGAUGGACAUCAAGGUGAGCGACCUCAAGGCCAUUUGCCAGGCUGACUCGGAGGCGGAGGACGUGGUCGAAUGUCCAGAGCCGGAGACCUGCGACCAGGACUUCCACAGGGGGCCACAGCCCAUGCUGUGCGCCACGAAGCCCCGGGAAAUGGCCUGCACCUCGCACAUUCCCGACUAUUUGCCACCAUUUCCCGCGCCGCACACCUACAGGAACACGGUCAUGGAGCAGGUUACCAAGAGAAGCUAUUUGACAGCCAGGGAACGGCAUGCCGAGAACCAGUUGAACACCCAAAGGGCCCUCAACGGAUUCUACUUGAGGUGCAAUCCCAAGCUGUCGCUGUUCGAAAGUAACCAAAACAACGAAGUCGGCAAUGUUUUGGCAGUGCUUCCGCCCAAGAAGCCUUCCUUUUUGGAUGCCCUGAUGCCACGCAGCCAGGUCUUUGAGACGGACAUCUACGAGAACAAGGAGGAGAUCACCCACGCAGUCCUGCGCUGCCGCUUUUUGAAGGAGCCCAAGGAGCCCAGGGAGCAGAGCUCACACCGGCCGGUCGAACAUUGCCAAGCCGAAGACGUGGAGAUGCAGGAGCUGGACUCGGAUUCCGAUGAGGAGGACUUCGUCUCCGUGGACGAGGGAGAGGCGAUGGAGGAGUCGGACGGUCUGCAGGAGAUUAACUGGUCGCAGCCGGACUGAAUGCUGAAAUACCGAAAACCGAAUUAAACUGCAGCUCAGGAAAAGAGCUGAAAAGCACACGAAAUGUUUCCAUUACCGACCGGGUCCAUCGUAAAGUGUGAGAAAAAUUAAUUUAUUUCAAUUACAUUUCAUUAAGGACUGCCACACGUUGCCCUGAUGCUCCGAUGCCCUGAUGUUCGCAGGAGCAGAGGUCCUG
Molecule: messenger RNA, 1096 nt
Organism: Drosophila biarmipes
Lineage: Eukaryota; Metazoa; Arthropoda; Insecta; Diptera; Drosophilidae
Product: transcription initiation factor TFIID subunit 8
Exons: 3
Coding region: 1-900 (299 amino acids)
Biological process (GO): transcription initiation at RNA polymerase II promoter
Cellular component (GO): transcription factor TFIID complex
Molecular function (GO): protein heterodimerization activity
Source: RefSeq, a predicted model, not a curated record